AUGACGGUCUUCAUCGCGUCUCUCUUUUUACCAUACACUGUCAACUUUCACGUUGAAAACUCUCGCUAUCGCGCCGUCCCACCUCCUCCGACCGCCGUUAAUAAUGCGGGGGCUGAACCGGCUACUCCGCACCCCAGUGCGGGCGCCAGUUUAUUCGAGAAGAAUGAUCCUAAACCUCAGCAAGGGUUAACCCCCGGUGCGACAACCGACCAUGAGCGGAUAUUUACAAGCAACCCCGGGAAGCCCGAGAAAGAGCAAGAUGGAUACUUCGCGUUAGCCCCGAUUCCGGAACACGCAGAAAGUCAACUCCUCACCGAGAGUGAAGGUCAUUCUCCAGCAUGGGGUGCUACGACAUCGCUGAAUCAACCGAGGCCUCAGACACUCCUGUCGCCGUCGCCGUCGAUCUUGAAGCACCAGGAUCAUGUUAUGCCCAACAAGGAACCUGCGCCGAAGACCCCGGAAACCAAGGCGACCAAUCCAUACCUCGGGGUCAUCAAGCCGGAGAUGUUCGCCCGCAAGCAGUCAUUUUCCCGAGUAGAUUGGACCGUUGAAACCGCCGAGCAAGGCAACGGUGGUUUGCGGAAUGCCGUUCGUUCCGCGAAAGAGUCUGGAUAUCUGGGUGAGCUGAUGUGGGUCGGCACUGUGGGAAUGCCCACUGAUGCGCUGAUCAAUUACACGCGCACUGAGAUUGCCGAGAAAUUGGAAGACGAGUACGACUCGUUGACGGUUUUUGUUAGCGAUGGUGACUUUGAUGGACACUACACCCACUUUUGCAAGACGAUUCUUUGGCCCGUUUUCCAUUACCAGAUUCCAGACAACCCAAAGAGCAAGGCCUAUGAAGAUCAUUCGUGGAUCUACUAUGUGAAGCUGAACCAGGAAUUUGCAGAGAGUAUCGCCAAGAACUGGAAGCGCGGCGAUUCGAUUUGGGUCCAGGAUUAUCAUCUGCUGCUUGUUCCUGCGAUGUUGCGCAAGAUGCUGCCUGAUGCCGAGAUUGGAUUCUUUCUACACAUCGCGUUCCCGUCGUCGGAGGUCUUUAAAUGUUUGGCCCCGCGGAAAGAACUUCUCGAGGGUAUCCUCGGCGCCAAUUUGAUCGGUUUUCAGACGACCGAGUACUGUCGGCACUUUUUGCAGACCUGCAGUCGUAUUCUGUGCGUGGAGGCCACCAAUGAGGGCAUUCAGAUGGAAGAUCGUUUUAUCAACGUUGGGACUUUCCCAAUUGGUAUCGAUCCAACCUCCUGGGACAAACGUCGUAAGGCGGCCGAUGUCGAAAGAUGGGUCGAUACAAUUUCCGAUCGUUACCAGGGCAAGCGGUUGAUUGUCUCACGGGAUAAGAUUGACUCUGUCCGCGGUAUUCGGCAGAAGCUUCUGAGCUACGAGCUAUUUCUGAACACAUAUCCAGAGUGGGCGGACAAGGUUGUUCUCAUCCAAGUGGCAACCAGCACCACAGAGCAGCCGGAGUUAGAGGCAACCAUCUCUGAUAUUGCCAUGCGCAUCAACUCCAACCAUUCGACUUUGGCACACCAGCCCUUGGUUUUCCUGAAACAAGACUUGGCAUUCCCUCAAUACCUUGCACUUAUCACGGUAGCGGACGCUUUAAUGAUCACCAGUCUCCGCGAGGGCAUGAACCUGACCAGCCAUGAGUUUGUGUACUGUCAGGAUGGCAGUUACGGCGAUAAGAAAUAUGGAUCACUCAUUCUCAGCGAAUUUACAGGCAGUGCAUCAGUCUUUGGAAACCACGCACUGUUGGUCAACCCUUGGGAUUAUCGACAGUGCUCCGAGGCGAUUCACACAGCGCUCACCAGGGAUGAGAAAAAGAAAAAGGAGGUAUGGGAGGCACUGCACCGCGCAGUACUGCAGAACUCGACCGCCAACUGGGUCAAGUCCUUCAAUGAGACUCUGACUCAGGUUUGGAACGAGCAAUCUUCACGAGAGAUCAUGGCCGUGCCGCGACUAUCUACGCCGCGACUAAUUGAAAGAUACCGACAGUCAAAGCGCCGACUCAUGAUUGUCGACUAUGAAGGCACACUCGCCUCAUGGGGAUCUCCACGUAGUAUCAUUCUUACCACGCCCCAGCGUGCAAUCACAACCUUGACAGAACUAACCGAUGACCCUGCCAAUAUUGUCUACGUGAUGAGCUCUCGCAUGCCCGAGGAGAUGGAGCGGCUAUUCCGCCAAGUCAACCACCUGGGCCUGAUUGCCGAGAACGGAUGUUUCGUUCGCAAACCCGAUUCCGAUGAGUGGUCGAAUCUUGCCGACAAGCAUAGCAUUCAAAAGUGGAAGACUGCAGUCUCGCCCAUCCUGGCUUACUUCAAGGUGCGCAGCGAGGGGAGCUGGGUGGAAGAGCGACAUUGUUCCCUUGUGUUUCACCAUGGAUCGGCCGAAGACCGCCUCAGCGCUGGGCGAUUGGCUGCUGAAUGCGCGGAUCACAUUAAUGAUGCAUGCGCUGGUCAUGGCGUACAUGCGAUUCCAGUCGAGGGCGCUUUGAUUGUAGAAACCUCCAGCACGAACAAGUCAUCUGCUGCUGCGAAGGUCUGGAAGUGGUCAUUAGAAGAUUCGAAGCAGAACGAAGAAGUCUCCAAACCCGACUUUUUGCUGAUCAUUGGCGACAACCGUGAAGACGAGCCUGUAUUCCGGUGGGCGAACAAGUUGGAAGAUGCCAAGGCUGUGGACUAUGCAAUGACUGUGACAUUGGGGUCGAGAAGCACGGAAGCUAGGGCGACAUUGACGCAAGGCGUGACAGGUGUUCUCUCUUGUCUGCAGCAGCUAGCAGCACCUGCAGGGACAAACUCGACGCAGCAGUAA
Penicillium waksmanii is the source of this 2802-nucleotide messenger RNA. RefSeq names its product putative alpha,alpha-trehalose phosphate synthase subunit TPS3. Gene Ontology annotation, molecular function: catalytic activity. The transcript has 3 exons. The record is from RefSeq and is a predicted model, not a curated record. Bases 1 to 2802 code for a protein of 933 amino acids. NCBI's taxonomy places the organism in Eukaryota, Fungi, Ascomycota, Eurotiomycetes, Eurotiales, Aspergillaceae. Gene Ontology annotation, cellular component: cytosol; alpha,alpha-trehalose-phosphate synthase complex (UDP-forming). Gene Ontology annotation, biological process: trehalose biosynthetic process.